GCAGCCGUCUGCUUUUGCUUUACUGUGGUCUCACUGCGCCUCAUUCUACACCUAACUGGGCAGUUGUCAGAAGGCCGCUGGUCAUUCCAUGAUUACAGCCUCCGUGCAGCGGUCUUUGCAACAGCGUCCUCGGUUGCAGUACCUUCCUGUGCCCGUCCUCCUCUCUCUCCUUGUCCCGCAGGCCGCGGCCUCAUUGCGCAUGAGCGAGAUCGUGGAGAGCCUGUGAGAGCGGAGGGCGCCACUCACACUCACCGGGAGGCCGAGUUCCAACAUGAACAAGUUGAAAUCAUCACAAAAAGAUAAAGUUCGCCAGUUUAUGAUCUUCACACAAUCCAGUGAGAAGACUGCAGUGAGUUGCCUGUCACAAAAUGAAUGGAAACUUGAUGUUGCUACAGAUAACUUUUUUCAGAACCCUGAACUUUACAUAAGGGAAUGUGUAAAAGGAGCAUUGGACAGAAAAAAAUUAGAGCAGCUUUAUAACCGAUACAAGGACCCUCAAGAUGAAAAUAAAAUUGGGAUAGACGGCAUCCAACAGUUUUGUGACGAUUUAGCUCUUGAUCCAGCCAGUGUCAGUGUUCUAAUUAUUGCAUGGAAAUUCCGAGCAGCAACGCAAUGUGAGUUCUCAAAGCAGGAAUUCAUGGAUGGAAUGACAGAACUAGGGUGUGACAGCAUAGAAAAAUUAAAGGCACAGCUUCCGAAAAUGGAACAAGAACUAAAAGAGACAGGGCGAUUUAAGGAUUUUUAUCAAUUUACAUUCAACUUUGCAAAGAAUCCAGGGCAGAAAGGUCUAGAUUUAGAAAUGGCCAUCGCCUACUGGAAUUUAGUACUUAGUGGAAGAUUUAAAUUCCUAGAUUUGUGGAACAAGUUUUUGUUGGAACAUCAUAAACGAUCAAUCCCUAAGGAUACAUGGAACCUCCUCCUAGAUUUCAGUACAAUGAUAGCUGAUGACCUGUCAAACUAUGAUGAAGAAGGGGCAUGGCCAGUUCUUAUCGAUGAUUUUGUUGAAUUUGCACGUCCUCAAGUUGCAGGGACAAGAAGUACAACAGUGUAGCCCUUAAGAACCUUGUAUAAUGUACAUAGACUGUACAAAGUAACACAACAGAAAAUUGCACAGUCAAUUUCCUCCUGCUGGACUGAACUGAAGGUCAGCCCUCGCAGCAAUUCCUGGGGGUAAAACAGACAUUUAAGACCAUAUCCUAUUUCAUUCUUUGGUGGUUUGGGCCUCUUUGCAAGUGUAAGCAAAACUAGCAAUUCCAAAUUGUGGAUUUCAUCACAUAAUCGCUGGAGCAUAUUAAUUUUGCCAUAAACAGUAGAUACAUUCCUUGCUGUUUUCAUAUUCACAAAGCACAAUGCUGCCUUCGUCCACUAAUUGCAUCAUGGGCACGUGAAAACUUUUUUUUUUAAAAGAAACUGAAGAGACAACGUACACCAUAAAAGAAUAUUUUCUGGUUCUCCUAUCAUUUAGGAGGGAGAGUAAGAAGAGUGUACAUAAUUCUUUUGAAUACCAUAUUAAAACUGAACAGAAAAAAAAAAGAUAAAUUCUUGUAGCUACCAAAGGAAGUAUUUUUGGUGAAUGGGUGGUGUGUGUUGGACCUUGUCCAAAGUUCACAAAACUAAUGAUGAUUGCAUUCCAAUUACAAGCAGAGUGUAAUGUAAUUGUACUACCCCCCUGAAAAUAUCCUGCUGUAUAGAAAUAACAAAACUAGGAGCAUACUGGUUUAGAAAACUUUUUUUUUUUACUACACCAUCAUGAGGGCAAUAUAUGUUGCAAUUUUUAGUUUUGCAGAAGGACCUUGCUCGUUUAAUUUCUUUUGCAGGUCAUCCAAGUUUUAAAAAGAUCAUUAUUCAAGAAAACCAAAUGUACACGUUUAUGUUGAUGAAUGAACAAAUACAUAAUUUACCUUAUGCCCCAUUUGUUAUUCCCUUUUUCACAGACUGAAUAGAGCAUAAAACUGGAUUACAUGGAAAGCACUAGUUAGCGAACAUACUUAAUAUCACGUCAUUGCUUAAAAGCAUAGGAAUAUGAAGGACAGUGGUAUAGAAUAUGCUAAUGGAUUUACUAACAUUUGCUUUAUAAAUGCCAUCAAGUGUUUUCUGAAUCAGGAAGGACAAUGGUGUAGGAUCUUUGAUAUUUUUGAAAUAAUGGAAUUGGUUAAUGUUUGCCUCUCACUUGUAGCUGCUGAACCCCGUGCAACAUCUCUAACCAACAGAGCUUUACAUAGGUGUGGUUGUUUUACUGAGACAUGCAGAAUAUCAACUCUUUAUUUUAUUAAUGAGUCUUCACUGUUUGUAUAUGUGCCCUUUUCUUUAUCCUCUUCCAUUAGAAGAAGUCCUGUAUUUUUUAUUUGUUUGAUGCAGAAGCUGGAUUAUUCCACUUAGGUCAAUCUCACCCACUUUACAAAAUCACUCAAAGUUGAUUAUGCUAAACAAUCCAAAUUACAAUAAAUCAUUGUAAACCAGAAUAUUCCCAAUUAAGGUUUAGUUCUUUUAAAAAAAGAAAACAACAAAAACGAACACUGUAGUAGUGAUCUGUUUUCUUUUUUAUUAUUAUUUUAAUGUCUACAAAACAGUUAGUUAGUUGAAUGUAUUUACUUUUUGUUAGUGAUUUGUCUUUAAAAGUGAAUUUGAACAGGAACCCAUGAACAACACGUUACAACAUCUAAAGCAGCAUUUUUAAGGAAAUGUGUGUUUGAUUUCUCUGGAAGUGUGAACAGUAGGGUUUUUGGAGGGUUUUGUGCGGCUAUCAUGAAAUAUAAAUUUUAAACAGAAUCUAGAUUGAAAGGAUUUUUUGGGAAUGUGGAAAUUUUCCAGUGAUCGUGCCCUGUUAAUGUAACAGUUUCAAUAUUUUCAUUUUUGGCAUAUUGCCAUUGUGUGAUUGCGUGAUGGUUUGUUGCAACCACUCACCAAACAGUGUUUUGGGUAAGCAAAUUAUUUAUUACAUCUAUUUAAUUAAUAUCAUAUUUGUAUUAUUACUGCCAUACAAAUAAUAUACAUUACCAAAUGAUAUAUUGAAUAUUUAUUUCCAGUAAAUUGCAAGACUUAUCUAAAGUGCAAAAAUAUGUUAAAUUGAUAUUCUGGGAAAGUAAACUGAAUAAUUCUGAUUCCAAAGGCCCUUCUGUUAAUAAAACAUUUUAGUUUGGUUAUCAUAAUCUCAUUAAUAAUAAAAACAUAUAUAUAUUUAUUUGUUGCCCGAAUUCAUUCUUUUGCGACAGCAACACGCUAAAGUCUGUAUUUGCACAGAUUCUAGCAUCUUCCUGUUGCACAAGAAUUUAUUCAACAACGAAAGUAUCCGAGUGGCACUAAGGGCCCCACCACCUUCCUUAUUCAGAGGUUCCAGAAACCUCUAAAAUAUAGAAAAUGCUUUUCUCAUGCUCCUUAGAGAGGCCAGAAAGCAAAUUAUGUAUUGCAGGUUUUCAAAUAGAUGGUUUAUGCAGCUUACAGAAUUUGCUCUUUGGCCUCUCUAUGGAGCGUGGGACAUGCACCAGGUUUUUACACAAUAGCAAGAGAUGUUUAAUGAUGGCAUUUGUCAGAUUGUUGAGAUGAUUGGAUUACAUUUUUUUUAAAAAUUAUUAUAUAUAUAUAUACAUACAAAUAUACAGUACAUACACACACACACACACACACUAUAACUCUCUCUCUCUCCCCCCCCCCUCUCUCUCUCUCCCCCUCUCCUAUAUAUAUUAAGCAAAGAACAAGAGCGCAAAGAGGAACUCUGUAGUAUAUUAGAAAUCACUUCCUAACAAUAAUUUGAAAUGCACUCACAAACCUCAGUAAAGCUCACAUGUAUGAUCAUUCAGCAGUCUAGUCCUGUAAUGGAGUUCAGGAGCUAGUGGAUCUCCAGCAUGCCAGUUUCUUCACCAGACUUUGUACUGAGAUACUGCUAAGGUAAUGUUAAUGCACCCAGUGUACUUUUUGCAGAACUAGUCAGAGCUGUUUGGUUUUUAAAAAGCAUUUGUAGCAGUUUUACUUACAUCUCUAACUGAGACUGCUGGGUCUAUAACCAGAAAGAGCUUGCAUGCUGUAGUGCAGGCCUCCCCAGGGGGGCACCAGAGCAUAUAAGGGGAGGCGCGGAACAGUGACACCGCUCUAUCCUAUUGGAAAUCACAAGCAACAGUUGACUGGCAAAAAACCGACAGUGACACUUGCUAUGUUGUGGUGGAAUAAGGCAAAGGGCAAAAUGUAGGUGGAAGAAAGGCACGGAGGUCAAAAUCGCUCAGCGACUGUGUUGCACAGGAGGAAUAACAAAUUGCUAAUUGAAACAUGAGUGAAGCUCUCUUUUGGUUGAGCAGAAUCCGUUCUUGAGAACUGUGUGUGAACCCUGGAUCAAAUAUGAAUUCCUCAAAUUAAACUUAAAACUAAAAAUAAAUAUUAAAAUUUCCUUAAAACAGAAGAAAUAAAGUAACAUUUAUUAUGGGGGGGGGGCUGUCUUAUAAAUGUAAUCAUCCUAAGCCUUAGAGAACCCAUGCUGUAGUUGUAUCUUGAUAUUAUUUCUGGACCAAAGACCUUUGCAGCUCUGGUGAAGAGACUGGCUUGUUUGGGAGCGUGUUCUUGAGCACCAUUACAGGACUAGACUGAUCUUUAAUAUGGAAGGUUUGACAUUGUGAGUGCAUUUUGUUUAUUAAAUAAUGGAAUUCUGAUGCAAUACGCUCAUAUUUCUGUUCUAUUUUUGUUUUGUACAUUAUACAGUGUCUAAUAUAUAUAUAUAUAUAUAUAUAUAUAUAUGGUCUAACAUUUGCUCUAGUCCCAAACUAGUAAGAAAUUGCAGAGAUCAUUUUCCCAUCCCUGUGUGUGUGUGUAUUUGUGUGUGUAUGUAUGUAUGUGUAUAUAUAUAUAUAUAUAUAUAUAUAUAUAUAUAAAUACUUUUUACUUGCACUGCAUUUGUUUGCCAAAGGCUAGUGUGUGCUUUAUUAAAUCAACUGAUUCCCUGUGAAGGAUAAAAUAUACUCCCUGGAGCUUAAAAACUAUUUUAAAACCACAUAGGAAGUAAAUACUCAUUUGAAUUACAUAUUUGUUAUUUAGUUCAUAUAUGUCUUUACUAUGAACUACAUAUUAAUAUAGAAAACAAAUUCCAUGUGCUUGGUGCCUAUCAAAAAGAGAAUUUUAUUUAAAGUCAGAGGUUAUUUUUGCCCUUUGGUGUGAGACAUGUCUAUUAUAUAUUUAAUAUUCUAAAUACAUCUUUGAAGAUGAGAACUUGCGUGUUGCCAUCUAUUGAUAUACAUUACAAUUACUGUGUAAUUACAAUAUAUUAUGUGGAAUAUAUAGAAUGCGAUGGUCUUUACAUAGUAUUACUUCUUCAGUGAGUGACAGAAAAAAAAAGAUGAAAAGCAAACGCUCAGAACCCAACACUGUGCAGUGUAUUUUACAGAUGGUAUAUUGUAUUUCAAGAAAAUGUUUUAUAUUGAAAGUG
This is a messenger RNA of Bombina bombina (fire-bellied toad), 5407 nucleotides long. It is a transcript of the gene DCUN1D1, whose product is annotated as defective in cullin neddylation 1 domain containing 1. NCBI's taxonomy places the organism in Eukaryota, Metazoa, Chordata, Amphibia, Anura, Bombinatoridae. Gene Ontology annotation, molecular function: ubiquitin-like protein binding; cullin family protein binding; ubiquitin conjugating enzyme binding. Gene Ontology annotation, biological process: protein neddylation; positive regulation of ubiquitin-protein transferase activity. The transcript has 7 exons. The record is from RefSeq and is a predicted model, not a curated record. Gene Ontology annotation, cellular component: ubiquitin ligase complex. Bases 272 to 1051 code for a protein of 259 amino acids.